AUGAUGCCCGCGGCGCAUGUCUACGGACAUCACCAGUUCGGACACCAGGCCGACUCGUCCUGGAUGCACCAGCAGUCCGGCCAUCACCAACAGCAGCAUCCUCAACAGGGUAACAGCGCGUCGGCCGUUCAGCAGCAGCAGCAGCAGCAGCAGCAGGCUCAACAGGUUCAGCAGCAACAGCAGCAGCAGCAGCAGCAGCAGCAGCAGCAGCAGCAGGCCCAGCAGCAGCAACAGCAGCAGCAGCAGCAGCAGCAGCAGCACUAUGGCCGCCUCGCUUCCAACAACCACGCCAACGCCGGCAACCAAAAUGCCGCACACAACCAGCAGGAGAAUGGCCACGAGCACAUCUCCGAGGAGAACCGCCGCACCAUGGCCUACAUCGCCGACCUCUUGAACGAAAACACGCGCGAGGCAGCCCUCCUCGAGCUCAGCAAGAAGCGCGAGCAGGUGCCGGAGCUGGCCCUCAUCCUGUGGCACUCCUUUGGCGUCAUGACGUCCCUACUGCAGGAAAUCAUCUCCGUCUACACCCUACUUAACCCAUCGCAACUCACCGCGGCGGCCUCCAACCGUGUCUGCAAUGCCCUUGCCCUGCUGCAGUGCGUCGCAUCGCACAACGACACACGCGCCCUUUUCCUCAACGCGCACAUUCCUCUUUUUCUCUACCCAUUUCUCAACACCACCUCCAAGUCGCGGCCUUUUGAAUACCUGCGCCUCACCAGUCUGGGUGUCAUUGGUGCACUGGUCAAAAACGACUCGUCGGACGUCAUCAACUUUCUGCUGACCACCGAGAUAAUUCCUCUGUGCCUCCGAAUCAUGGAGACUGGCUCAGAACUUAGCAAGACUGUCGCCAUCUUUAUUGUCCAGAAGAUCCUACUUGAUGAUAACGGCCUCAACUACAUCUGCGCUACAUACGAGCGAUUUUAUGCCGUCGGUACUGUCCUGAGCAACAUGGUUGCUCAGCUUGUCGAAUCCCAAACUGCGCGGCUGCUCAAGCACGUCGUCAGGUGUUUCCUCCGUCUGAGUGAUAAUGCCAGAGCUCGCGAGGCCCUGCGCCAAUGCCUCCCCGAACCCCUCCGCGAUGCUACAUUCUCGUCCGUUCUGCGCGAUGACGCGGCUACUAAACGCUGUCUCGCUCAGCUGCUCAUCAACCUCUCCGACAAUGUCGGGGACCACAGUAACUCUGGCGUCUCGGGCAUGUGA
Messenger RNA from Akanthomyces muscarius, 1200 nucleotides. RefSeq lists its product as uncharacterized. Gene Ontology annotation, biological process: mRNA catabolic process; negative regulation of translation. The transcript is spliced from 2 exons. The record is from RefSeq and is a predicted model, not a curated record. The coding region runs from base 1 to 1200 and encodes 399 amino acids. Lineage: Eukaryota; Fungi; Ascomycota; Sordariomycetes; Hypocreales; Cordycipitaceae. Gene Ontology annotation, cellular component: P-body; CCR4-NOT complex; CCR4-NOT core complex.